Closterium sp. NIES-65 is the source of this 1251-nucleotide messenger RNA. The record is from the annotation of a GenBank genome assembly. NCBI's taxonomy places the organism in Eukaryota, Viridiplantae, Streptophyta, Zygnematophyceae, Desmidiales, Closteriaceae.
AUGACGAGCCGUCGCCGUGACAUGCGACAGCACCUGACUUUCCCGCCAUCAUGCCUCCUUAUCCUCUGCCCCGCGGCAUCCACGUGUCGUGCGUGUCUUCCGCCUAUGUUCUCGGCAGCAGCAAACGGCUCCCCUCCGAACCCUUUUUGGGAGAUCGACUUCGACUGGCUGAGUAACGAGAACCAAAUCGCCAUGACGCGAUUCGCCGUGGCGCAGCACAACGCCGCCAAGUCACUCCCUUCCCUUCAUUCUUCAACGCUUCCCCUUUUCUUCUCCCCGUCUCCCCUUCCCCCUUCUCCCCUUCUCUCCUUCUAUUUUCCCCUUCUCCCCUACUCCCCUUCUCUUCUCCCCUUCUUCCCUUCUUCCCUUCUUCCCUUCUUCCCUUCUUCCCUUCUUCCCUUCUUCCCCUCCUUCUUCCCUUCUCUCCGUCUCCCCUUAUCCUCCCCGUCUCUCGCCUCUCUAUGUCAGAACGACAGCCUACAGCCAGUCGGAGUUCUCUAUGUGGAGCGCGCAGACAUUGCCAGCACAGGCAAUGGCAGCGCAGGCAACUCAAGCGCGGGCGGGGAGGAGUACCUUGUGACACUGGCGGCUCUCAACCUGCUGCGUGGCCGCACUGCCGGAAGCGCGCUCCUGCUGAUUUCGGUGGUGGAGGCACAGGUGUUGGUGCCGUCAUACAGAUACAGAGAGUACAAUUUCACACUACUGGCAGCAGAUGAGGGCACCGGCAUGGCGGCUCAUUAUGCCACGCACGCACUGGAUAACAGCAGCGGCGCCACGCCUGAUACUUCACAAGGGGGGAACGCGAGCGGGAGGAGUUCGGUGAAUGUGACGGCGUUUGCGGUGGUGCGGGGACGCAGCGGAAUGCAACAGCGGGGGAGAUGGGCGCGGCGGCAGCAGGGGGGUGUGCCGGGAGGAACGGGAGCAGCAGCAGUGCUGGGUGUCAGCCUCUCCUCCUCCAAUGUGACUCUGCUGGAUGUGCUUGCAGCGAGGGCGAAUGUGGUGGAGGGGGCAGGGAUCGACAACAGCGUGACUGUAACAGCAGCAGCGGCGGAUGUACCGCCUGCAGCAACGGCACCUGCAGCAGUGCUGACUGCGCCUGGAAUCAAAGCCAAGGCAGCAGGCGAGGGGGCAGUAGACGAGGGAGGGCCAAGGGAGCAAGUGGUGGUGGUGAAGGUGGUGGUGUGGCAGCCGGUGCCCUUCACAGGUCACCGCCUGGUUGACUUCUUUUCUCCUGGAUGCGGGAGGUGGUGA